Molecule: messenger RNA, 1146 nt
Organism: Arachis stenosperma
Lineage: Eukaryota; Viridiplantae; Streptophyta; Magnoliopsida; Fabales; Fabaceae
Product: putative F-box protein At1g50870
Exons: 1
Coding region: 1-1146 (381 amino acids)
Molecular function (GO): protein binding
Source: RefSeq, a predicted model, not a curated record
AUGAGUGAUGUUCCUCCUAAAAGGGUUAACAUUCCAGAUCUUCCAAUGGAGAUUAUGUUCGAAAUUUUUUAUCUGUGUGAUGUAUCUACCAUUCUCAAUACUCGAGCAACAUGCAGGUUUUGGAGAAAAAAUCUCAGUUCAUAUGCUUUUUUAGAAGAGAUUGCAAGAAGGUGGAAGAGCAAGGGUUGUUCCAUCUUUGCUCACUUUGGCUACUCUUCUGAUUGGACAAAGUCACUAGACUGGGUCAUGAAUAUGAGUGCCUUAACUGGUGAGACUUCUCCACUUCACUUCCCAUUCCUGUUAACUGCUGAAGGUUGGUUCCAGAUAGUUGGAGUUGAAAAUGACAUUGUUUGUAUACGCUACUCUUCUAUGGGUAACAAAAGCUACUUGCUCACCUGGAAUCCGAUUUCCCGUUACUCUAAAAUCAUUUCUGACCCUAAUAACCAUUAUUGUGAAGGUUGUGUUUUUCUUUACUCUUUUCUGUACUAUCCAAACACGCUUGACUAUGCUCUGCUGCACGUGUACAUGGAAAAUCCAGAUAGCUCCACAUGUGUUUUAACCAUGUACACAAGUUUUAGAAGAAACUGGAAUGUUACAGUUCCAUGCCCAGAGAAUGCACGUAGGUUGAAUCCAGCCUGUGUGUCAGUUAAUGGUGUUGUUUAUUGGGUUAGUGUCAUUACUGACGAAGAGGAUAUUCAGCCUCCUUAUAUAGUUUCUUUCAAUAUUAUCACUUACUCCUUUGAUCAGAUUUCACUUCCAAAUGAAGGACUUCAAGGUUCCCAUACUCUUUUAGUCCGAAGUGGUCACCUAUGUGUUGCUGCUAAUAUUGGUGAUGAUCACUCAUAUUACUCAGUCAUUUGGCAACUUGACCAGAAUAGUUCUAGCUUUAACUGGACUAAACUAUUUUCCUACAGUGGCAUUGGGCCGUCUUACAUACCUGCUACCAUUGUUGAUGAUGAUAUUAUUCAGAUUAAGGAAAGACAUCUAGAAGUUGAAGAUAUACAUGACUUCAGAUUCACUCACUUUCAUAUACGCCGUUAUAGUCCACUUACUGGCUCAAAGAAGACUCUUCAAUGGGUUAAUUAUGAUAAUGUAGUCAAAUUAUGGACACUACACAAAUUCUAUCCAGGACUAUUCCCGGUGUGA